CUUUUUCAAGUCAAACUCCUUCAAAAAUUGAGGGAUUUGCAUGCAUCUGAAAACAGAGGCAUGAUCCAAAAAGCUGAGUAUUUCUUUCUUCGGCCAUCAAGGAACUUGCCAUUCCAGAAGUAAGCAGCGCACUCGCUCCAGUGACAGUUCCGGAUGCAGAUCCUGAUGCAGAUCCAGAUGCGGCAAGAGCGCUGCUGCCAAUGCCACCCUUGUUGUUCCUUUUCUUGUACGAUGUACUGUACUGCAUGGCUGCCAAAAGAGCGGUGUCGUGCCUCGGACGUGAAAGAAGCUCUCCACCAAAGUUGUGCACGAACGAUUGCCGAAAAGAUUGAAUCGAAUCAUUGCUUGCCGAAAAGAUUCACGAGGCGGUUCGAACACGGUAAAGGUCUUGAUUCGAUUCACUAACGGAUCAUGACUGCGAAAGCCAAAGAUCCAAUAUCUUUGCCCUUGAAAAUGGCCGUCCUUCGAGAAAUUCUCAAUCCCAAAGCUCAAAUCUCAAAGAUCUCACAAUGAUGGCCUGAUUGCCUCAACAAUGUCAUCUUCCCACCUCCAUGUCCGUCGAAAGAAGCACCAUCAUGCCACUUCCAAUGUUCCACCACAACCACCACCCACUAUCCUACACGAUGGUGUACCAAAGAGUACGAAUCAUGGACGGCGAAAUCAAGGUUGGAUCGUUGCACUGAUCAGCGUGGUCGUUGCCUGGAUGCUGCUAUCCACCCGAAUCCUACUACCUCCAAAAGAAGAAGAAGAGACGCCACUGGCGACGAGUGACUUUGCGUUGGACACGGAUACUCGUGAUAGGGGAACAUCAUCACCUUGCCAAAUGAAACCAACUCGGUUUCGAACCAACAAUCUGGUCAAUCCUCUGGCGUUGGAAGACGAACAGCCCGUGUUCUCGUGGGCGUUGGCGCUGCACGACGACAGCUCUACUACUUCAUCAACAAGCCACUAUCAAUCUGCCUAUCGCAUCCGUUGCAUCCUACAACAAUCUCCUUCUUCCCAAGAAGAAAUAUUGUGGGACAGUGGAAAGAUCCAGAGCCAAGAGACGCUCCAGAUUGAAUUCGCGGGAAAGCCUCUGCAAUCGAUUCAACGAGUUCAGUGGCAAGUCCAAGUAUGGGAUCAACACGAUCAAGAGUGUUCUACCAAUAAUGGACAAGAGCCAUGGCCUUUUUUCGAGACGGGAUUACUCGACGAAGCAGCUUGGCAACAUGCUCCUUGGAUUGCUCGCUAUCCUCCCCACAUUGCAGCUAAAAGCACAAGAGCCAAUGCCCGUCUCUGCGAUAUGAUGGCCGAGACGCCAGAGAAUCAGGCUCCUCGGUUUCGGACCACACUACAAGGAAUUGAGGAGGAGUAUGCAGAGAUUCGAGCCUAUAUUGUGGGCUUGGGAUACUAUCAGCUCUACAUGAAUGGACAACGAGUCGGUGAUUCCCUCCUCGAUCCAGGUUGGACCACCUACUCCAAGCGAGUGUUUUACAGUGCCUAUAAUGUCACGGCGCACUUUCGUCGUCAAUCAUCUGUUGCUAGUAUUGCCGUGGAGUUGGGAAAUGGAUGGUGGAAUCCCCUUCCGCUGAAUCUGUGGGACAAUCCCAAACUCAAUUUGCGCCGCAAUCUCGUACAAGGCUUUGACAACACGCAACCCAUCUUUCGAUUGCAACUCUUUGGAUGGACACGGGAUGGAAGAGUGAGAUCUCUUUUGGGGGAUGAUAACAACCACAUUCGUCCAUGGAGAGCCAGUGGGUCUCCCACUACCUUUAACAAUAUCUUUUUGGGCGAAGUGUACGAUGCUCGAUUGGAACACCUUUACGAGGGUUGGACGACCUUGCAAUACCACAAUCAUCAUGUUUGGGAACGAGCCGCGGGGCUUCCAGCCCCAACCUUGUUGGGCAAGUUGCAAGCCCAACCGAUCCCACCCAUUCGACGACAACGAACCUUACAAACGACUUUACUCUCGACCAGUCCAGGUCAGAACAACACCAAUGUGCUGCUCCUAGAUACAGGAGUAAAUCAUGCCGGGAGCUGUCGCAUUCAACUACUGCAAGGAGGAAAUACCUACAUGUUCCAAGAGUUGGUGGGACAACAAAUUCAAUUGCUCUACGGAGAACUCCUGCACAAGAAUGGGACGAUCAAUGGAAGAACCUCUGUGGUUGGACAGCUCAAAAAACGCUCCGAAACCAAGUGUCAACCGGAUAUUGCGUAUCAGCAAGAUAUUAUUACGCUCGGUGACAAGCCUCUGGAUUGGACUCCUUCUUGGUCAUGGCAUGGCUUUCGCUAUAUCCAAGUGACAUUGCCAGCGGCCAUUCAUUAUUCAAAACAUUUCCAAGUGGACUGUUUUACCAUGAGGACCGACGUGGACGUCAUUGUCUCGAAUUUCACGAGCAGCGAUCCUUGGCUAGACGAAUUGCGAACCUUGGUGCGCAAUACCUUUGAAUCCAAUUUAAUGAGUGUCGAGAGUGAUUGUCCCCAUCGAGAGAGAUUCCAAUACGGUGGCGACCAGCUGGGGGCGGGGGAGGCUGGAAUGUCCAUUUACGAUUGGUCCAGUUUUCUACGAAAACGGGUAUUGGAUUACAACGAUGCCCAGCGUCGAGACGACAACAACAAACUGACAGGCUUUACGGAAACCGCGCCCUAUGUUGGCAUUGCCGACAAGGGUCUUGGCUUUGGAACUGGGCCGAUUGGAUGGCAGACGUUUCAGCCAGAAGCGUUGCUUUGGUUGUACAAGUACUAUGGGGAUAUCAAGACUUUGAGAGAGAGUUUUCCCCACACACAGGCAUACAUUGAUUUGCUAGACAAUCACCAGACAGAUGGAAUUCAGAAUGGUUUGGGAGAUUGGAUGCCGGUUCAUGUGACCGAUGUCAAUUUUACUGGUUUGGGCUUUCAGAGAAUGUCAUAUUUGGCCUUUGCCAACAUUACCGAAAUCCUGGGCAUGUCUCCGGGCAUUGCUACGCGAUACAGGAUGAAGGCAGCAAAUGUUGCAGAUCAAAUCAACAAAAGGUUCUUGCAAAAGGCUGGUAUUACAUUUGACAGGAUUCUUAGCUUUCUGGGGUUUGGUGGAGCUGGAAUGACCGGGGUCUAUCGUGUUGAAACUGUGGGCCAGGGUGAAGCAAUUAAACGGACUGGUAAAGCCACACAAACGGGCCAAGCAAUGGCCCUGUUCAAUGGUUUCGUUGAAUCCAACCAGGAUCUUAAAAGGCAUGUCCUGCUUCAACUUGAGAAGAACGUACGGGAAUCGUCCUAUAUCGAGAAGGCUUGCCAAUGCGACAACACAUCCUCCUUUGAGCCCGAAUGUUCCGAAGCACGUGGAGGGCCUGGCCCGCAUAUGACAGCAGGGCUCUUCGGAGUAAAGUGGUUCCUCAUGGCAUUGGCAGAUGGCGGGCUGAACGAUUUGGCUUAUGAUGUUGUGACCACCAAGUCCUAUCCUGGGCUUCGCUGGAUGACCAACAACCCCUUUUCGAACGCGACAACCAUUUGGGAGAGUUUCUUUUUCUCAGACGACACGUACUCUCACAAUCACCCCAUGUUUGGCUCCACGGAGGUCUGGCUUCUACAAUCUGUGGUAGGAAUCCAGCCCCAUCCUUCCGCUCGUGGCAUGAACCAUGUACUCAUACGGCCCAACCCACCCUCUCAACUGAAGCAUGCCUCCGCUUCCUUUGAAAGCCCAAGAGGCACAAUCUUCGUCUCCUGGAAAAGGGAUACGCAUGAGUCCUUCCAGCUUGAAGUAUCAAUUCCUCCCAACUGCCAUGCCACCGUCCAUGUUCCAGCGUCGGAGAGAGCAACGGUUACACAGAAUGGCAGAGAGGCUGCUGGUCGAUGGGUCCCUACUUUGGCGUCAUCCGAUCGUGGGUCGUUUGUUGUGGACCGAGUUGGCAACGGGCGUCAUGAAUUUGACUCUAGAAUUCGAGAGAGCAGAACAAGCUAGCAAUAACUUUGUGGGCGGAGCCCCAAGCUUGGCGCCGCGGUGGUUGUUCAAUGCUCUUGAAAACGCCUGCACGUUUGUGGAUUUUCUGCUGCCAAGGUGCGGACCCCAGAGGUGCAGAGAUUUUGCCACCAGGGUGCGGAGCCU
This is a messenger RNA of Seminavis robusta, 4060 nucleotides long. Lineage: Eukaryota; Bacillariophyta; Bacillariophyceae; Naviculales; Naviculaceae. The record is from the annotation of a GenBank genome assembly.